AUGACGAGCGAGCUUGGGCGAACCGCCAGCCAAUGGGCUGUGCGGCUUGGCGCGGGGGGCGGGCGCUGGGGCCGAGGGUAGCUUGAGCGCGGCGGCGGCGUUGUUCAGUCAGAGCGAGAACAUUCCAGAGGUCGCCAGGCCCCGGGCGCUGAAGGGUGUGGACCCCGGACGUCGCUGGGACAGCCCCUCCCCGCUGCUCGGCGGCGCCUGGCCCGGCCGCUGCUCGCUGCGCUGCCUCCGCCGCCUCCGCCGCCGCUCCUCGGACUCGGGUUCGCGCGCCUCACUUCAUCCCAGUCCCGGGCGAGCAGCGUUGGGUUUAUGUCUUUAUUUGACGAAAACGAGCUGUUGCGCAGCCACUGGCACCUGUAUUGGGGAAACAUAGCAUACAAGCAAGAAGCUUACAGCCUCAGCGGCGAAAAAUUUUUCAUGUCAGAGACCGAGAACUCUUGCAGUCGUUUAUGUCAUCCCUUCUUCUCCAGACAGAGGAUACCAAAAAAUUGCAAUCAAAGAUCUCUUCAUCUUAUUGAUAAAGUCACUAAUAAGCCAAAAUGUCUGUCAACGUCAACCGCAGCGUGUCAGACCAGUUCUAUCGCUACAAGAUGCCCCGUCUGAUUGCCAAGGUUGAGGGCAAAGGAAAUGGAAUCAAGACAGUUAUAGUCAACAUGGUUGACGUAGCGAAAGCGCUUAAUCGGCCUCCAACGUAUCCCACCAAAUAUUUUGGUUGUGAGCUGGGAGCACAGACCCAGUUUGAUGUUAAGAAUGACCGUUACAUUGUCAAUGGAUCUCAUGAGGCGAAUAAGCUGCAAGACAUGUUGGAUGGAUUCAUUAAAAAAUUUGUUCUCUGUCCUGAGUGUGAGAAUCCUGAAACAGAUCUGCAUGUCAAUCCAAAGAAGCAAACAAUAGGUAAUUCUUGUAAAGCCUGUGGCUAUCGAGGCAUGCUUGACACACAUCAUAAACUCUGCACAUUCAUUCUCAAAAACCCACCUGAGAAUAGUGACAGUAGCACAGGAAAAAAAGAAAAGGAAAAGAAAAAUAGAAAGGGCAAAGACAAGGAAAAUGGCUCCGUUUCCACCAGUGAGACACCACCACCACCACCACCAAAUGAAAUCAGUCCUCCUCCACAUGCUGUGGAAGAAGAAGAGGAUGACGACUGGGGGGAGGAUACAACAGAGGAAGCUCAAAGGCGUAGAAUGGAUGAGAUCAGUGACCACGCAAAGGUUUUAACCCUCAGCGAUGAUUUGGAAAGGACUAUUGAAGAACGAGUCAAUAUCCUGUUUGAUUUUGUGAAGAAGAAGAAAGAAGAAGGUAUUAUUGACUCAUCUGACAAAGAGAUUGUAGCUGAAGCAGAAAGACUGGAUGUAAAAGCCAUGGGCCCUCUUGUUUUGACUGAAGUUCUUUUUAAUGAGAAGAUUAGAGAACAAAUUAAGAAAUACAGGCGCCAUUUCUUACGAUUUUGUCACAACAACAAAAAAGCUCAGCGGUACCUUCUUCAUGGUUUGGAGUGUGUGGUUGCAAUGCAUCAACCUCAGCUCAUUUCCAAGAUUCCACAUAUCUUGAAGGAGAUGUAUGAUGCAGACCUUUUGGAGGAAGAGGUCAUCAUUAGCUGGUCGGAAAAGACCUCUAAGAAAUAUGUCUCAAAGGAACUUGCCAAAGAGAUUCGUGUUAAAGCGGAACCUUUUAUAAAAUGGUUGAAGGAAGCAGAGGAAGAAUCUUCUGGUGGUGAAGAUGAUGAUGAAGAUGAGAAUAUUGAGGUGGUGUAUUCAAAGACUGCCAGUGUACCGAAAGUUGAAGCUGUAAAGUCUGACAACAAAGAUGAUGACAUUGAUAUUGAUGCCAUUUAAAGGGGUGGGUGCAGCCUAGCUUAACAGUGUAAUGCUGAGAAUCUUUUUGCAUCAUUGGCCAGAAGUGCAACAUGAAUGUGCAAAAGCUAAAAUGGCUUAACAUCAUGCUACACUUUUCUACUAAAAAUGUGUUGCUGUGAGUGGUCUGUAUUUAAACCCAGCAAGACAUCUAGGGAGUCCAUACACAUAUCAGUGAACAGGUGUAGUUUGCUUAUUUAUAGCAUGUUUCUUUUUGAAAAAUUAGUGGUGGACACAUUUGGAUCACAUUUAUACAGUUCUAAAAAAUAAAGAUUUGAUUUUGGUCAUUCUUCAGAUUUUUGACUCUGAAUGGCUAAAGUAAGCUAAAAUAAUUGGCUCCUUUAAAAAUGCUGCACCAUCAUUUAACCUGAUACGAUUGUUGGAGCCUGUUCGAUAUUAGGUGCCGAGACUUAAAGAGGUCCUUUAGCAGAAUGUGAACAUGAACUUAUAAAUACCUUACUCAGUCAUUAGGAAAUACAUAGUGCUUUCGAAGUCUUAUCUCUAGUCCCUGAAAUUGGCAUCUGAUAAUGUAUAUCCUUCCCGUGCCAAGGUGGACAGAUAAUCAAAUGACAGUGCAACACCUUUAUCUUACUAAGAAGCUAAAGUGACCUGAGUGUCUAUAAAUUUAAGAGCAGGUUUUGAAACUUGAAUUGUGUUUGUUUUUUAAAAGUCUGUACUUGCCCCAAAUUGUAGUCUCGAAGUCGUAUGCAUUGCACGUUGGAUGAGCCAGGGGAAUUAUUACAUUAACAUAAAAGCAUUUUAUUAUGUGUAUGUAGCUGUUGCUUUAUACUGAAAGAAAAUGGAAAUAUGGGGGAGUGAUUAAAUAUUAAUAAGCUAUGGUUUUAUUUGAGGGAAAUAGGAAAAGAUGCAAUUAAUCUCAAGCAAAAACUGAGCGUAACUUCUCAGCAUUUACUCUUGAUUCAAAUUACAGUUUCAGAAUAUUUAGACAUACUGUAUCUUUUGUUCAGUGUGAAUUUUUCCCUGGAUACUAUGGUUCUUUUUAUUUUUGCAUUUGGAUACAUAACUUAAGCUUUUUCGGUUUUUGUUGCUAUCUUGCCAAAAUAAUUAUUAACUGUGUCUCAAACUCCCUGCCACUACCCCCCAAAAAUGUGUUGUUUUAAAAAAAAAAAAAAAGCUAAAAGCAUGUUUCUAAGUCAUAACCUA
This is a messenger RNA of Budorcas taxicolor (takin), 3023 nucleotides long. RefSeq names its product eukaryotic translation initiation factor 5 (gene EIF5). Gene Ontology annotation, biological process: formation of translation preinitiation complex; formation of cytoplasmic translation initiation complex; translational initiation. Gene Ontology annotation, molecular function: GDP-dissociation inhibitor activity; translation initiation factor activity; eukaryotic initiation factor eIF2 binding. NCBI's taxonomy places the organism in Eukaryota, Metazoa, Chordata, Mammalia, Artiodactyla, Bovidae. The transcript is spliced from 12 exons. The coding region runs from base 549 to 1841 and encodes 430 amino acids. Gene Ontology annotation, cellular component: cytosol. The record is from RefSeq and is a predicted model, not a curated record.